AUGACUUUAGAAAAGAAUCAAGAUUCUUUAAAGGAAGAGCUUCUACAGGCUAAACAGAAUGCAUCAACUGCUGAAGAGGAGGUGAAAACUGAAAGAGACAUGAACAAGAUUUUGCAUGAGUACAACAAAGGCUUGCAAAAAGAAAGCUGCAAUCUUGGAAAGGAACGUUACCUCUUCAUGAAACAGGAGUUCACUUCUGUAAAUGAUUCACGAGAUGAUGCAGUGUCAGAUUACGAGAGUUUGAGCUUGAAUUCAGUCGUUUUGGAGAAGUGUUGUGCUCAAACAGAGCAAAUAUCUGUGCUUGAACAUCAGUUAGCAGCUGCAAAUGAAAAACUUAAGAUUGUGGAUUUAUCUUCAUUAGAGAUAAGAAGAAAAUACGAGGACCAAAAACGGAUUGUUUCAAAAUUAGAGGACCGAUUGCUGGAAGCAGGUCAACUUUCUGAAGGGGAGAGAUUGAGGAAUAAACUCCACAAUAUCAUUUUGGAGCUCAAAGGGGAUAUAAGUUGA
This is a messenger RNA of Lactuca virosa, 507 nucleotides long. The record is from the annotation of a GenBank genome assembly. NCBI's taxonomy places the organism in Eukaryota, Viridiplantae, Streptophyta, Magnoliopsida, Asterales, Asteraceae.